AGUAGCGGGAACGGCCGGGCGUACCACGCCGGGCCGGGUCGGCUAGUCGAGCAGAUUUCGGCGGUCACUGCGCACGCGCCGGCCGCGCGGUGGCCCGGGCCGCCGCUGCUGCCCGAGGCGCCACCGCCGGCGGCGACUCGGUCUCAGUUGCUUCUGCGCCAGCGGGGAGAGGGCACGCGCCGGUCGCCUCUAUCACAAAGGAACCGCGUGCUCGGGCCGUGGCGCGGGUGGGAGCGGCGCCGCGCCAGCCAUGGGGAACGCCAACGAGACGCUGGCGCACGAUGGGUCGGAGCCGCAGCUGGCGCGCACCACUACCAUGCCCACCAUCCAGGAGGAGGACGAGGAUGCCAGCGACAAGUCCCAUUCCGGGGGAGUUCACAUGGCUCCCCGGACAGACGAGGAGGACAGACGUCCUCAGUUUCACAUAGGUGAUCAGAGGCGAUCAAUACAAGGCGAGGACACGCAGUUCCUGAGAGUACCACAGCUCAGACGAGAGUCGGCGGCCGGUGGCGAGUCUGCAGACCCGGAGGCCGACCAGAACGAGGACGUGGUGCUCCAAGUGCCGCACGUCGUGCCGCCCGACGGCGGAUGGGGAUGGGUCAUCGUCGCAGCCAGCUUCAUGUGCAACGCCAUCGUGGACGGCUUCAUCUUCAGCUUCGGCGUCCUCCUGCUGCCGCUCGUCGACGAGUUUGGAGAGAGCAAAUCAAAGACGGCCUGGAUAGGCUCCAUCCUCUCCGGUUUCUACCUCAUUGCAGGGCCCUUUGUAAGUGCCCUGGCAAAUAAGUUUGGCUUCCGAGUCGUCACCAUUAUGGGAGCAGUCAUCUCCAGUCUGGGGUUUUUCAUCUCAGCGUACGCCACGUCAGUGGAUUUCCUGGUCAUAACCUAUGGCCUUGUUGGAGGUAUCGGUUUCGGCAUGAUCUAUCUGCCAGCUGUGAUCGCUGCCGGGUUUUACUUCGACAAGCGGCGGGCUCUGGCCACCGGUAUCGCUGUGUGCGGUUCGGGAAUAGGCACCUUCAUCAUGGCGCCGCUGGUCAGCUCGCUGGUCAAGUGGCGCGGCUGGAGGGGCGCCGUCAUGGUUCAGGCAGGUAUCGUGGUGACGUGCGCGCUGUUCGGCGCGCUGUUCCGGCCCCUGCAGCCGGUCAAGACCACUCAGACCGUGGACGCGUCCUCCGUUCCCGGCACGCCGCUCAUGAUCCGCAUCAAGCGGGCGCGCGAUAAGCUGAUGGAGGACGUGACGCCGUUCGGCUCCAUGUACUCCAUCGAGGCCGCCAUGUCCAGGAACACGUCAGCCAGCAACUUCAGGCGUCCGUCGGCGGUGGACGGUCGUCCGAGCGCCCUCACCGGGGUACGCAGUGAGCACCACAUGCCGCGGCGGGGCAGCGAGCAGCGCCGUCACCCUGCCGACGGGCAGCACCGCAAGUCGUUGCCGUCCAUCAACUACGCACGUAUCCUGAUGGAUCGUCGCAGCAGUCAGCCGCCGACCCCGCGACCGGGCGGCAGCCCAGCCCCCGGCGCCGGCCCGGCCCCGGCCAAGCUCAGCCCGCGCUCCUCCGACAGCGGCUAUGCCGAGGCCGAGGAGCGUCAGGCGGCACCGGCAGACACCGGCCGGCCUCUGUUAGAGGUCGUGCCGCCGCCUGACGAGCCGGAGCCGGCCGCGGGUCAGGACGCCGCGCCGCACACCGAUGAUAACCGGAACGAGCUGUCGCCCGGCUCGGCGGCCGGCUCCGGGCAGCUGAAGGUGCCGACCGCAGCACACCCCGGCGGCUCGCAGCAGCUGCGCCUGCCGGAGACGAGGCGGCGCUUCUCCGUGCAGGACGCCGCCCGACCCCUGUACAGGGAGGACAUCUUCUACAGCGGCAGCGUGCUCAAACUCAAGGAGUUCGCCAGCGUCGAGAGCGCGGACAAAUACCACGCGUCCGUGACGCACCUGCCACCAGCGUGGCCCACGGAACAGGAGGAAACCGAGGCCGAGCGACGCGCCGCCGCCUACUGCUUCUGCUGCUCGCGGCCCUUCACGGACGUGCUGGCCACCAUGCUGGACUUCUCGCUGCUGCGGAGCCCAACCUUCAUGGUGCUGUCGCUGUCUGGCUUCUUGGCACUGAUGGGGCUGUUCGUGCCGUUCAUGUAUCUGGUCGACCGCGCCAUUCUGCUGGGUAUUGACGAGGCAUCUGCCACGUUCAUCAUCUCUCUGAUCGGCAUAAUGAACACGGUGGGCCGGGUGGGCUGCGGAUGGAUCAGCGACCACCCGCGCGUCGACGCCCUCUUCGUCAACAACGCCGCCAUCAUCACGGCCGGCGUGGCCAGCAUCGCGUCACCCUCCUUCCAGACAUACGAAAUGCUCAUGGCGUACGCCGUCGUCUUCGGCAUGGCCAUCGCGUGUUUUGCGUCGCUGCGCUCGAUUCUGGUGGUGGAGAUGCUGGGGCUUCAUCGCCUGAACAAUGCGUUCGGCCUGAUGCUGCUGUUCCAAGGAAUCGCAGCAACUGUCGGCGGCCCCAUUGCAGGAACUCUGUACGACUCCACACAGAGUUACGACGCGACGUUCUACAUCGCCGGCUCCUUCUUCCUGGCUGCCGGCGUCAUCAGUCUUCCGCUGCACCGCAUCAAACGCUGGGAGGAGCAGAACUCGGGACAGGGUGUGCGCGACCCGGUCAUGCCCAGUGGACACGUCUAGGGGAGCUGAAAGUGGCGUCUCUCGCCUAUAUACUGAAGUGGGUGGGUUGGCCAGUGUUGGACACAAAAGAAUGACGCUGCGCUACAGCCAGCUGAUGAGAGUCAAAGAGCGUGUGCAGAUACAGCGAGUGAGAGCGAACGAGUGAACGCGAGUGAGGACCUCAAGGACUCCAGUGUGAUGUGCGGAUAUUUCCGACCAGCUAGCUGCCAGGCACGCGCAAACGGGUCGGUCUCCCGGGCAGUGUUUCGGCCCCUACUCCAGCGUUGAACCUUACAGUGCGUUUGCACAAAGCAGUGGUCUGGUGCGAACUCAAGUGCCUAUUAUUACGACGCGUAUGACUAUGGACAAUGGACAUCUCCGGUGCUUAUCGCCAUGGCACAAGUGGACAGGUAAGUGUUUUAGCCCCACGGUGAACUCCAGUGUUUAAUGUUACAGUGCUUGUGACUUUGGGCAAACACAUGGUUUACCGUUAGAGCGCGAGUGCGCGGCGUGGUACUCCAACCGAAACUCCAACUGUGCACGUUACGGGAAGCGUAAUUUGUAUAUUGUGUAGACGAGUGUAGUGUUCCACUCGUUCUUAUCCCAGUGGUAAGGCGUAUGCGUGUGAGGAGGUGUUCCAACCUCAACUCCAGUGUUAUGGCGCAUAUGCAUUUGACGGAACGAUGUUCUGGCCACAGCCCCAUUGUAAUGGCCCGUGGGUAGGUGUAUGGGCCGAAACUCCAUUGUGGUUAAUCAGAGGAGUUCCAGCCCGGGCUAACUUCCGUUCUUCUGUGUGCAUGGGAGGUUAUGCCGACCCUACUGACUCCAGUGUUUGAUGUUGCGACGGUAAAGUGUUAAGUGGUAAAGUGGUGCAGUGCAAUCGCUGCGUUAGGAAACCUGUAUGUAUGUACUCCAAAUGAUGAUUAUGUGAAGCUCGAUGUUAGAGCUGUGGAUUUUUUUUUGAAGAUGGGAGAUAGGACAUUGAGGAGUUUUGCUGCCGUUAGGUACAGAAACAGUGUUGUUCUGUGCGCGAAUGUCAAGUUGUCACGUCAUGUUCGGGGUUUAGUGUUCGCGUUGUCCUUUGAUAUGGACUGUUGGCAGUGUACGUACACUGUCUCCUAUAUGUACGUACUUGCGUAAUGUCAUUCGGCCCUUCGGCCGAAUCCAGCGAGUGAGCUUUGCCUGGGUUCAAGUGAUGAGCUCAGUAGCCAGCAACGCGGCGCUGGGCUAAUCUAGCGCACAUUUAUCAUAAAUAUUGCGCAAAAGAAAACAAAACACCCUCAUCAUGGUGGAAAUACAGUGAACAGAAACUUUGAAAUAAAAGUGUUGAAGAUAACAGGAAAGAAA
Amphibalanus amphitrite is the source of this 3997-nucleotide messenger RNA. RefSeq names its product monocarboxylate transporter 12-like. The coding region runs from base 251 to 2671 and encodes 806 amino acids. Lineage: Eukaryota; Metazoa; Arthropoda; Thecostraca; Balanomorpha; Balanidae. Gene Ontology annotation, molecular function: monocarboxylic acid transmembrane transporter activity. Gene Ontology annotation, biological process: transmembrane transport; monocarboxylic acid transport. The record is from RefSeq and is a predicted model, not a curated record. The transcript has 11 exons.